UUUGCGUGUCGUUACGUGAAAGCAGUGACAGAGAAAUAAAAAGUGUGGGCGUGGCUUGGCUUGGCUUGUGCUUGGACUUGACCAGAACUAGAACCUCAGUCUCGUCUCGGGUUUUUUUCUGUGGGUUAAACCCGGUAACGAAACGAUGCAGACGAGAUCCUCCUCAUCCUCACCCUCGCCUGACGAAGGCCAGCUGCAGAUCGUGAACACUAUUUCGUAUCGCGGCAAGAUUUUGCCUGGUUGGACCGUCGUGAAUCGGCCGCGGUCUACCCGAAGCAGCAGUGCCGAUACGUACUUUAUUGAGCCAGGGACUGGUAGAAAGUUUUCAUCUUUAGAAGCUGUUCACAGACAUUUGGCUGGAGAAGUAAGUGAUAGACGCUUGACUCGAGCAAACACCUUCUUCCAGGAUAGGACAAGGGUUUAUGGACGAUCCAUAACCAUACAGGAUCAUCGUAACGUUGAAUAUGCAUCCAAGGGUUUUCGAUUGCCUAGAGGAUGGUCUGUUGAAGAGGUUCCGAGGAAAAACUCUCAUUGUAUUGAUAAGUAUUAUGUUGAGUGGAAAACAAGAAAGCGUUUCCGUUCUCUUGUUUCUGUUGAGAGAUACUUAAAAGAAUCCGGGAACCAUACAGAUCAGCAGCUUAUGCUUUUACAGUAUCGCCGUAGCCAUUCCAAAGAUUUCAGAUUACCUGAUGGAUGGAUCAUUGAGGAGAAACCACGAAAAAGUUCCACUCAAAUAGACAGGUCUUAUAUUGAGCCAGAAACGGGGAAUAAGUUCCGUUCCAUGGCAGCCGUUGAGAGAUACUUGCUAGCAGUCGGGAAUGGUGCAGUUGACUCGGUUUCUAACCAGCUUGCUCUUGCGGUGAACCGGAAUGAUACCAGAUUUCUAAAGGAAGUUAUCGACCCAAACCCACCGAAGAAAGUUAAAUGGGUACUUACUGGUCCAGGCGGAAACAUGUUUACUGCGAAAGUGAGCGGAUCAGAUGUCUCUAGCUCAGUUAAACAGACAUGGUCCGAGGCGUUUGUUUCAAUGAUCCAAGACCGCUCUUAACAAAAAUGUGACUAGGUUUGGUCUAUUUGUGGUUGGUUUAACAAGCUAGUCCAGUCGGUAGUCUCAUCAAGUUGUUCAUACUUCGGUCUAGGUCAUAACUGGGCCAAAUAACCGGUUUUGCUAAAUUUACCAUGUUAAUAUUCGUUUGAAAACCGGAGUUUGGGUAGGUUUGUUUUAGUGCUCAGGUUAAGUUAGGGGACAUUAAGUUGUCUGUAGUAAAGGUGAAAUAAUGGUUGAAAUAAUCUUGACAUGUAUUUAUAUUUUUUCAAUUCUUCCUAGCUUGUAUUUAUGUGUUCUUCCUAGCUUGUAUUUAUAUUUUUUCAAUUCUUCUCGUUAAAUAUAAUU
This is a messenger RNA of Camelina sativa (false flax), 1393 nucleotides long. Its product is annotated as methyl-CpG-binding domain-containing protein 7-like. The record is from RefSeq and is a predicted model, not a curated record. NCBI's taxonomy places the organism in Eukaryota, Viridiplantae, Streptophyta, Magnoliopsida, Brassicales, Brassicaceae. Gene Ontology annotation, molecular function: DNA binding.